Cyanistes caeruleus (blue tit) is the source of this 2753-nucleotide messenger RNA. The record is from RefSeq and is a predicted model, not a curated record. Lineage: Eukaryota; Metazoa; Chordata; Aves; Passeriformes; Paridae.
GUGCACCACAACCCCCAGCUCUGCUUCCUCCAGAAGGUGCCCUGGCACAGCAUCUUCCGCAACCCCCGCCAGCGCCUCUUCCAGACCCACAACAAGCCCCCCGAGCAGUGCGAGAGCGAGGGGCUGGUUUGCUUCCACCUCUGCGCCCAGGGGCACUGCUGGGGCCCCGGCCCGACCCAGUGCGUGGCCUGUGAGCGGUUCCUGCGCGGCCAGGAGUGCGUGGCCUCCUGCAACCUCCUGGAUGGAGCCGUCCGGGAACACGCCAACGGGACGCGGUGCCUGCCAUGCCACCCCGAGUGCCAGCCCCAGAACGGCACCGAGACCUGCUUCGGAUCGGAUCCAGACCAGUGCGUGGCCUGUGCCCACUACAAGGACGCCCAGCAGUGCGUGCGGCGCUGCCCCAGCGGCGUCAAGGCCGACGCCUCCUUCGUGCCUGUCUGGAAAUACCCGGAUGAAUUCGGCGUGUGCCAGCUCUGCCCCACCAACUGCACCCACUCAUGCACGAUCCGGGAUGAGGACGGAUGUCCUGUGGACCAGAAGCCAAGCCAGGUGACGUCCAUCAUUGCUGGUGUGGUGGGGGCUCUGCUGGUCAUCGUCCUGCUCCUCAUCACCGUCAUCUGCGUCAAGCGCCGGCGGCAGCAGGAGCGCAAGCACACCAUGCGGCGGCUGCUGCAGGAGACCGAGCUGGUGGAGCCGCUGACGCCCAGUGGGGCCCUCCCAAACCAAGCCCAGAUGAGGAUCCUCAAGGAGACAGAGCUCAAGAAAGUGAAAGUUUUGGGUUCCGGUGCUUUUGGCACCGUUUAUAAGGGCAUCUGGAUCCCCGAUGGGGAGAGCGUGAAGAUCCCGGUGGCCAUCAAAGUGCUGCGGGAGAACACAUCACCCAAAGCCAACAAGGAGAUCCUGGACGAGGCCUAUGUGAUGGCAGGGGUGGGCAGCCCCUACGUGUCCCGACUGCUGGGCAUCUGCCUGACCUCCACGGUGCAGCUGGUGACGCAGCUGAUGCCCUACGGCUGCCUCCUGGACUAUGUGCGGGAGAACAAGGACCACAUCGGCUCCCAGGACCUGCUCAACUGGUGUGUGCAGAUUGCCAAGGGGAUGAGUUACCUGGAGGAGGUGAGACUGGUGCACCGGGACUUGGCCGCUCGCAACGUCCUCGUCAAGAGCCCCAACCACGUCAAGAUCACCGACUUUGGGCUGGCCAGGCUGCUCGACAUCGAUGAGACCGAGUACCACGCUGAUGGUGGCAAGGUCCCCAUCAAGUGGAUGGCGCUGGAGUCCAUCCUCCGCCGCCGCUUCACGCACCAGAGCGACGUCUGGAGUUAUGGUGUCACCGUGUGGGAGCUGAUGACGUUUGGGGCAAAGCCGUACGACGGGAUCCCUGCCCGGGAGAUCCCGGACCUGCUGGAGAAGGGCGAGCGGCUGCCGCAGCCGCCCAUCUGCACCAUCGACGUCUACAUGAUCAUGGUGAAAUGCUGGAUGAUUGACUCCGAGUGCCGGCCCAAGUUCCGGGAGCUGGUCACCGAGUUCUCCCGCAUGGCCCGCGACCCCCAGCGCUUCGUGGUCAUCCAGAAUGACCUGGUGGGGCUGCCCGGCUCCAUGGACAGCACCUUCUACCGCGCUCUGCUGGAUGAGGAGGACAUGGAUGAUCUGGUGGAUGCCGAGGAGUACCUGGUGCCUCACCACGGCUUCUUCAGCACCGACACCUCCACCACCUACCGCAGCCGCAUCUCCUCCCUGCGGAGCACAGCGGAGUCUCCGGCCAAGGUGGAAGAGGGCGAGGGCUUGGCCUCCUUCCCGUUCCCUGCCCAGGAGCUGGCAGAGGAGCCGGAGGAGCCCAUCCCAGAGGUGUCGGACGGGGACAAGGUGGCCCUGCAGAGCCCCCCAGGGCAGGAGCCUGGGACCCUGCCCCGCUAUAGCGAGGAUCCCACCGAGCUGGUGGCCAAGGAUGGAGGGGACCCCGAGGGUUUCACCGUCCUGGCCCCCCACAGCACCAUGCCAGAGUACGUGAACCAGGCUGGGGAACGUCCGCCCCGCAGCCCCUGCAGCCCCCCAUCCCCGCCGGACAAGCCCCGGGGGCACCAGGGGAAGAAUGGGCUCAUCAAAGACCCCAAGAACUCCUUCCCAGGGCCCUUCGGCCACGCCGUGGAGAACCCCGAGUACCUGGCACCCCACGGGCCCCCCACCCCUGGCCCCUUCAGCCAGGCCUUCGACAACCCCUACUACUGGAACCAGGACCCCGCCAAGGCCGGGGGCCCCGAGGGUGGUCCCAGCACGACGCCCACGGCCGAGAACCCCGAGUACCUCGGCCUGACCAACCCCGACGCCACGGCCGUAUAGGAGAGACCCCCCCCCAACUUCACCGAGGCAGCUCAGGGAAGGACAAGCCAUGGCUACGGGGCUGGGGGUCCAUCCCCUCUGCCCGGGGGUGGCACCGGCCACGGAGGGCUGGGAGAGCCCAGGACGCUGUGGGACAGCGCGGCAGCUGAGCGGGGACACAGGGGUCACCCUCAGUGGUGGCACUGGGGGCCUGCACGCCGGGGGGUGCCUGGAGCAGCCCAGGGAGCUCGGACCCAGCACGGCCCGGAGGAGGACAGACCCUCUGCCAUGCCCCCCACCCCAGGGCUGUCCCAGUGCCUGGGACACGUGGACUUGCACUGAGGGCAGCUGGACUGAGAGCAGUCCUGGCUGCUCCGGGAUUCUUUGGAAGCACCGGGAUGUAUAUUUGAUAAUUGUACAUUGCUUGUUUUUUCUAC